UCCUCCUCUUUCCGUUCCCUUUCCUCCUCCUCCUCUUUCCGUUCCCUUUCCUCCUCUUCCUCCACCCCCGCCUCUCCUUCCAGCCUCCCCCUCUCUCCCCCACAAUGGCGGGCGGGGGGGACACGCGGAGGACGUGGCCGCACCAUCGCAAAUCGCUCUUCUGCAGACUGUGGCGAAGAGGUGUGCUGGGCAUGAUGGCGUCGGCGCGGGUGCUGGUGGUGCGCGGGUCGCUGUUCCUCAACGCCGUCCUGGUGCUGUACCUGUGCCUCUCGUGGCUCUCCACCACGCCCACCACGCGCCUCGUGCCCUCCUCCUCCGCCUUCAGGGGCGCGAGCUCGGCGCUGCCUCUGCCCGCCCUGCCCAUGCCCGGCGCGGCGGAGGGCGCGGAUGAGGGCGUGGCUCCGCUGCCGCUCCUCGUCGGGGCGGUAGGGGGCCCGGCGCCGCCCCCGCUCGCGCAGCAGGGCUCGGCGCCCCUCCACCUGCCGCCCUUGUCGCCCGAGCUGCUGCCCGAGGGCGCCGCCGCCCCCGCCGAGCUCCGCGACAUGUCCCUCGGCGGGCGGAGGACCCUGGGCCAGCGCGUGGCCGACGAGCCGCGCCCGGACGGCGGCGCAGGCGGCGCUGCCCCGGGGGCGUUGCUGCCGUCCGCCGCGGCCGCGGGCGGCGAGCCGGAGGAGCCGCCCCGGGAGGUGCAGGAGAGCGCGGGCGUGACGGAGCAGCUGGUGGCGGAGCCGAUCGUGACGGAGCCGCCCGACCCGCCGCUGGACUCGCAGGAGCGCAAGAUGUACGCCGACCUGCGCGAGUGCUCCACGCGCUCGCUGCGCCCCUUCUACCAGCAGCGUGGAGACUACUGGGUGCUGGAGAACUACAUCCCCGCCGCCCUGGCCUUCCGCUGCGACGAGUCCAUCACCUACACCACCCACGGCGACUUCACCUUCCUCGACAACCUGGAGCCGCUCACCUCCAGGUGGCAGAAGGUGCCGACGACGGAGGAGCUGCUGCGGCGCAAGACGGACUGCGCGCAGGAGCCGCCGCGCUGGACCAACGUGACCACGUACCGCCAGAAGAAGAAGCUGCUGUACCCCGUCAACGUGGCCCGGAACACGGCGCGCCAGGCGGUGCAGACGUACUUCGUGCUGGCGUCGGACGUGGAGCUGUACCCGUCCGUCAACUUCAUUCCAGAAUUCUUCAAGAUGCUGAAGAAGCCCGACGUCUCGAACAGCACCAACCCGCGCGUGUACGUGUUCUCCAUCUUCGAGGUGCGGGACAACGUGACGGCGCCCGAGGCCAAGGGCGACCUCCAGCGGAUGCUCAAGAAGGGCGACGCGAUCCCCUUCCACAAGAACGUGUGCGCCAAGUGCCACAACGUGCCUAUGUCGAAGGAGUGGAUCGCCGCGCCGCUGCAGCCGGGGAUGUCCGUGUUCCACGUGGGCAAGCGGCAGCCGCCGUACCACAAGUGGGAGCCCAUCUACGUCGGCACCAACAAGGAGCCGCUCUACGACGAGCGCCUCUCGUGGGAGGGCAAGAGCGACAAGAUGACGCAGAUGUACAUCCUGUGCGUCCGCGACUACGAGUUCCACAUCCUGGACAACGCCUUCCUCGUCCACCGGCCAGGAAUCAAGAAGCUGCACAAGGACCCUUCGCGAGACCGGGUCGUGGCCAAGCAGAACACGGCCAUCCGCACCAAGAUCCUGCCCGAGUACAAGACCAUGUUUGGGACCCGGAAGUCCUGCAUUAUUUAAGGAGGCCGACUUUUAGGACAGGGCUGAGUGGUUGGGUG
Molecule: messenger RNA, 1777 nt
Organism: Penaeus chinensis
Lineage: Eukaryota; Metazoa; Arthropoda; Malacostraca; Decapoda; Penaeidae
Exons: 7
Coding region: 105-1739 (544 amino acids)
Source: RefSeq, a predicted model, not a curated record